GUUUUUUUGGUCUUCGAGAGAGACGUAGAAGGAGUUGGGUUUUGAGGGGUUGAGGAUUAGUUGGAGGAAGGAAUAAAAAAUAUAUAUAAAAUAAUAAUUUAAAAGGGAUAUUGUUUGGCAUUUAUAGAGGAAAGGAUAAGCAAGUUUCUUUAGACAGAAGAAGAAGAUAGAAAGUGAGAUCGAGGUUGAAAUGGGAAGGAGUCCUUGCUGCUCUAAAGAUGGGCUGAAUAGAGGAGCUUGGACGGCUAUUGAAGACAAAAUACUCACUGAGUACAUCAAGGCGCAUGGUGAAGGAAAAUGGAGAAAUAUUCCACAAGAGGCAGGUCUUAAGAGAUGUGGGAAGAGUUGUAGGCUCCGGUGGCUGAAUUAUUUGAGGCCUGAUAUCAAAAGAGGCAAUCUAAGUGAAGAUGAAGAAGAUCUUAUUUUCAGACUUCACAGACUCUUAGGAAACAGAUGGGCUCUUAUAGCAGGGAGACUUCCAGGGCGAACAGACAAUGAAAUUAAGAAUUACUGGAACACCAAAUUAUCAAAAAGGGCACAUGCGAAACAACCAAAUCAUUCAAAUAUUGCGAAGAAAUCUGAAAUCGAAACGGUUAACGAGGUCCCCAACGAAGUGCGGUGCAGCCGUGAUUUUGUCACUUUACAACAACAUGAAAAAACUGAAAAUCGUGUUGCAGUUGAGACGCCAUCCAUGGCUGCAGAAUCCGAAUUUAAUGAUGGCUCAUUUUCGUUCGUCUCUAAUGAGCAACAUUCCUCGGGUCACAUGAUAGAUUUUGAUGAGUGGGGUAUAAACCUCUCAGAAAUUCUUGCUUCCAGUUUCAACAAGCUUAGCGAUUUCGAUGAUGUGAUAGAAGGAGCAAGAAUUAACAGUGAGAUCGAGGCCAAAGGCAUAGAAGGUGAAGCAUAUCUAGUAAAAGAGAAAAUGGUAGAGAAUCGGGAUGACGGAAUUGAUUGUUUUGAAGCUAAGAUGGAAUCGGGUUUCGGAUCUUCUUCUCAUGAAUCAUCUGAAGAGUUUUGGCUGUUCUAGUUAUUUUAUCUAGCUGCGUGUAAUAGUUCUAUAGUGGUACUGUAAUUCAGUGAAGGCUCCCCGUUGUCGUCGUCGUUUGUCCGAGUCUAGAUUUGAUUAUACAGAUGCAUGUAUCUCAGUCGAUCUCAUCAAUCAAAUACGAUGGGGUGGGGCUGCUGAUUAGGCACUGUUAACUUUGUACUUUGAAAUUGGAGCCAAUUAAAACGCCUGCAAUCGUCUCAAAUGUACCUAAUUGGCAUCUAAAGGACAUUUCUUUCCGGGAAA
Mangifera indica (mango) is the source of this 1291-nucleotide messenger RNA. RefSeq names its product transcription factor MYB1-like. Lineage: Eukaryota; Viridiplantae; Streptophyta; Magnoliopsida; Sapindales; Anacardiaceae. Bases 191 to 1027 code for a protein of 278 amino acids. The transcript has 2 exons. The record is from RefSeq and is a predicted model, not a curated record.